CCGACGGCGGCGCCUGGCAACAGAAAAAGACGUGAUGACGUCCUCUCCAGAUUGCGUAUUAUGGGAUGUGCGAAAUUAAACAACCCGGAGAGGACACGGGGAAGCCAAAAAUAAUAAAAGAGACAGAAAUAAACGAGGUGCAUGGUGAAUCAUGGAGCUCUCGGCUGUUGGUGAGAGCGUCUUCGCAGCCGAGUCCAUCAUUAAACGGCGAAUCAGACGGGGUCGCUGGGAAUAUCUCGUGAAAUGGAAGGGCUGGUCUCAGAAGUACAGCACUUGGGAGCCGGAGGAAAACAUUCUGGAUGCACGACUCUUCGCCGCCUUCGAGGAGAGGGAGCGCGAAAGGGAGCUGUUCGGGCCGAAAAAGAGGGGACCCAAACCCGAAACAUUUCUCUUGAAGGCCAAAGCCAAAGAAAAGACAUAUGAAUUUCGAAGAGAGGCUCCCAGAGGGAUCCAGGUCUCCUAUCCCGUCCCGGAGCCUGUCAUAACACCGAGGGCCCGGGAGGGUUUGCGCGCCGUGGUUCCCACGAUCUUCCCGCCGAGCGCCGUCAACAGAGGAGAAAGUGUCCAGGUCCGACCCCCAGAGACCGAGAGGAGGCCCAGACCGACGCCACCAGCUGCCCUGACACUCCAGGAAUCCGCCCGGUUCCCCAAAAAGAGAGGGCGCAAACCGAAGCUGCACUUGCAGUAUGAGAAAGAUAGUGGGAGCGGCCCAGCAGAGCCGGACGCCAAGCGGAAUAGGUUCCUGGAGGAGCCGGUGUCACACGGUCUGUCCAAAAUGACCCGGCGCCUGCAUCACCACGGAGAGACGUCAGACCACAGCCUCGUCCAGCUGACCAAGAGGUUUCAGGAGGAGACCACGAUAACACCCAAAUCCAGCAGCGAGCAGAGACACUUGGGGGACGCGGGCCUGUCUUACACCUGCGCCUUCAGUCCAGAUGGGCGUAAAAGCGAUCAGAGGGGCCACAGGACUUACUGUCUGAGCAGGAUGUCUGGCCCUCGGCCCGGCAAGCUGACGCACUCCGCCGAGCACCGCAGCCACCAGGUGAAGGAGUGCCGCCUGCCCCGGGACCCAUCCGCUGUCAUCUCCCCACAGUCCGAGUCCAUCCACGAUUCAUCCGCGCGGCCAGCCUCGUCCUGGACCCCCAGUCUCGCCAGCCUGGACACUGUGACGGUGACAGAUGUCACCAUGAACUUCCUGACAGUCACCAUCCGAGAGAGCAGCACGGACAAGGGCUUUUUCCGAGAUAAAAGAUGAGUAUGUGCGUUGGAGGUUUAGGUCAGAGGAGGCUAAUAUACGCCCAAAUAAUUGUUUAACAAGCUACUAACUAACAGGCCUACUGUAAUACUAUAUUUUUUCUAUGUAACUUUCAAAAGUGUACAUACAAAUAUUUAAUACGCUGCUGAAAGAAUAAAACAAGACAGUGACAUUGCAAAUUUAAGGGGUAUUUUUGUUGCGCUUGAUACCACCGCUAUCAUCUUGUUAAGACUUUACACAAUGGCUUUGUCUUUUUUUUUUUAUCUUUUUUUCUUUUUAUUUGUAUUAUAAAACUGUGCAACCGCGCUGUUUAUAAAAACCAAGUUAAACACGUUACAAACUGACAUCUUCUCAAGUUUCAUUUCCAGUCGUUACCAGUCAUAUCUUUCACCCUUCCAACCAAAAAGCCACACGAAGGGGCCAAGAUGAGGUUCUGAAUAGGAAGUUAAAAUACUUUUACUUUGUCGUGUAUCCAUGCAUAUUGAUAAGGAUGUUUGCAGCCAACAGAAUCGUGUCAAAUAAUCGAAAUAAUCAACGCCACGUAGAGUUACUGAUGUUAGAUCAGAGGAAAAUUAAACUCCAACUUCAUCAUAUUUAGAAUACCUAAAUACAUUUUGUGUGCGUUCCUAGUCCUAAUCUAAAAAUGCUUAUUUAGACUACGCAAUAUAUAUAUUUUUGUAAAGGUUUUACUGUUGUUCUAUGUAGAGGUCACGUUCCAACAGACAUGUCUGAUGAUUCCUGCUGAGCAAGUUUCGGGUUUGUAUGAAUUAUUCAAACGGGGGAAAGAAUUGAACAGAUGCAAGUGAUCAAAUGUGCUCCUUUGGAUUGAUUAAAAAUGGAUAUUUUCCCGUAGCAGUUUUGUAUGAGGAGCUUUCUUUUCACGCGAGACUGCACUGAAAUACACAUCAGCACAUCUGUACAUUAGUAUGACAAAAAAAGAAAAUAAAUAAAUGAAUGUUUCUGUGACUCACCUGGGUCGGUUGAAACCACGAAGGCCUGAUCUCAAACUGAAGGAGGAAUUUGAUUUUAGAUUUAUUCAGAGUUUCCAUCUUUUUAAAGUACCAGUGGCAAAAAGCUGUGAACCGGGUCUCACGGGAAUGAAAACAAACCCUAGAGUUGUGAUUAUUCACUGGGCCUUAUUGUAAAAUCGAGACCUACAGGACAUAUAUUUUCUUGCUUCGUUAUCACCAUCACCAUCCCCAGUGUCACCACCGCCACUUUCGCUGACAAAUCCCACAUGGAAGGACUGGGGUCAGGCCUCAAGGCAGACGGCGAGUCGUGGCGGGGCGAGUUGAUUUUUGACACUUUUAAUUGACUCGGAGGACGCCGCAAAUGAUUGUGACAGUAUCACACCAUGACACCAGUGAGCCAUAUGUCUGCCGUCUGGUCCUAAUCUCUAGUCCUGGUCUCGGGGACACACGACCCAGAGCGACCUUCCGGUACCCCUGUAAGAGAACUCCGUCUGGUUUCCGGCUCACUAAUGGUGAGACGACGCACACCACUGCGAUAUUAAAGCUGUGCGAGGGGUUAAUAUCUAACCUUGGUAUUGCAGUUUAAUGGAAAAUGAAAGUGAAGCAUCAGUUUCCAGAGAUGUGCUUUGAAGCAUACUCAUUAAAAAUAAAAUACACUCAUCGUCUGUUAUGCUGUCAGUCUUAACAACCGCAUUCAUUUCUAGACUGUAUUUUCA
Molecule: messenger RNA, 2942 nt
Organism: Xiphias gladius (swordfish)
Lineage: Eukaryota; Metazoa; Chordata; Actinopteri; Istiophoriformes; Xiphiidae
Gene: cbx8a
Product: chromobox homolog 8a (Pc class homolog, Drosophila)
Exons: 5
Coding region: 152-1255 (367 amino acids)
Source: RefSeq, a predicted model, not a curated record